Apis mellifera (honey bee) is the source of this 1828-nucleotide messenger RNA. RefSeq names its product ras-related GTP-binding protein A (gene RagA-B). Gene Ontology annotation, molecular function: GTP binding; GTPase activity. Lineage: Eukaryota; Metazoa; Arthropoda; Insecta; Hymenoptera; Apidae. Gene Ontology annotation, cellular component: lysosome; nucleus; Gtr1-Gtr2 GTPase complex. The transcript has 7 exons. Bases 379 to 1299 code for a protein of 306 amino acids. Gene Ontology annotation, biological process: cellular response to amino acid stimulus; positive regulation of TOR signaling; cellular response to starvation. The record is from RefSeq and is a predicted model, not a curated record.
UGUGAAGUUAGCUAUUAGAAGUUGGCAAUCGCAGCAAAGAAAUAAAAAGUAACCAUUUUUCAUAUAAUAAGACUGUUUACUAUUAAGGAAAUCGUUAUUUUCAUUUUUUAUAAUUAUUAUUUUAUGUUAUGAAAUAUCUAUGAAUUAUAUUUAAUGCUAUUUAUUAGUCAACAAGAAGACUAGUGUUUUUAUUACAGGUCAUAAAGUUAUAUCUACUAUAUUUAUGAUUCAUCAAAUAAUGUAAAAUAACCUCGAUAUGAAAUUUGACAUUUGACGACAUAUUUAAUGUCAAAAUAAUAAAUCAAUCACUUUUUACAGAAGAAAAAGUUAUCAGAAUCAGUUUUAAUUAAUUCUCAAGUUUGACAUUAUUAAUUCAAGAUGAAGAAAAAGGUUUUGUUGAUGGGUAAAAGUGGUUCAGGAAAAACCAGUAUGCGUAGUAUAAUUUUUGCUAAUUAUAUUGCUCGUGAUACUCGUCGUUUGGGAGCAACAAUUGAUGUAGAACAUAGUCAUGUUCGAUUUCUUGGUAAUUUGGUAUUGAAUCUUUGGGAUUGUGGUGGUCAAGAAGCAUUUAUGGAAAAUUAUUUUGCAUCACAACGUGAUAAUAUAUUUAGAAAUGUAGAAGUUCUGAUCUAUGUUUUUGAUGUAGAAUCCAGAGAAUUAGAUAAAGAUAUGCAUUAUUAUCAGAGUUGCUUAGAAGCAAUAUUACAAAAUAGUCCAGAAGCAAAAAUAUUCUGUUUAGUACAUAAAAUGGAUUUAGUACAAGAGGAUCAAAGAGAUUUGAUAUUUAGAGAAAGAGAAGAAGAUUUGAAAAGACUUAGUUUGCCUCUUGAAUGUACUUGUUUCAGAACUAGUAUAUGGGAUGAAACAUUAUAUAGAGCAUGGUCUUCAAUCGUAUAUAUGUUAAUUCCAAACGUGAAAGAACUUGAACAAAGUUUGAAACAAUUUACAAAUAUUAUUGAUGCUGAUGAAGUACUUUUAUUUGAAAGAGCAACAUUUUUAGUGAUUAGCUAUUGUCAAAGACAACAUCAUAGAGACGUACAUCGAUUUGAAAAAGUAUCUAAUAUAAUAAAACAGUUCAAAUUGAGUUGCAGUAAACUGGCAGCACAGUUUCAGAGUAUGGAAGUUAGAAAUACAAAUUUUGCGGCUUUUAUCGAUGUAUUUACAUCGAAUACAUACGUAAUGGUUAUUAUGUCGGAUCCUGCUAUUCCAUCAGCAGCAACAUUAAUCAAUAUUCGUAAUGCGCGAAAACAUUUCGAAAAACUAGAACGUGCUAGUCAAAGUUCAGCAUUAAGUAGAUAGAAAUCAGCUCGACCCAGGCGCGUUGUCACCCGGGUCCAGGCUGUUAAUCAUUAUUGAAUCUAAGAGUCAUUUUAAAAGAGAAUCAUCAAAAUAAAGGUGAAAAAAAUAAGAAUCUUUUUUCUUUUUAUUAAUUAAAAUAAUUUUGUUAAUGAAUAAAUAAUUUCAACCAUUAUAAUAAAUGUUAUUCUUAAAGAAUAAUAUUCUUUGAUAACAAAUAUUUUAAAAAAUUAUUCAUACUUUAUUUUAUAUAAAAAUUAAUAAAGAAAUACUUAAAAAUUUUGGCACAUAUGUAUAUUAAUAAAUAAAUAUAAAUAAAUAUCUAUUAUAUGCCAUUAUCAUAUUAAGUGAAAUAUAUUGUUAUUCACUUACAAUAAAUAAUCUCUUGGCUCUUAGAUAAAACAUGGUUUUCUAGAUUAAGCAUUUUCCUGGUUUUAUAAUAUUACGUAUAGCGUUCUUAUUUCUGUAUAGCAAAUCUGGCCUGUUAUAAAAACAUAUAUUUUUUUAAAUUAUAUUAUAUGUUUUAAUACAA